Molecule: messenger RNA, 1791 nt
Organism: Tinamus guttatus (white-throated tinamou)
Lineage: Eukaryota; Metazoa; Chordata; Aves; Tinamiformes; Tinamidae
Product: pancreatic lipase-related protein 2
Biological process (GO): lipid catabolic process
Molecular function (GO): lipoprotein lipase activity; protein binding
Source: RefSeq, a predicted model, not a curated record
AUGGGAGCUUCCCUUGCGUGGCUGCUGAGGCAGGGCCGGUUUGGCCGGCUCCCUCCAGCAGUGCAGGACGCUGAGAUCGCGUGCCUGGCACACCAGCCCCGGCAGGGAAACGCUGCAGAGCGGCUCGUUUGUCCCUGUGCUGCUCCUCAAGGAGAUGGGCAGGAGCUCAAGCCACCACGGCUUAUUCUGCUCGCCGCCUCCGCGUCACUUGGUUCUUGCUUCUCAAAGUCAGAUGCUGUUGGGAACCUACAAGUGGAGGAGCGGCUGCAAGAGGAACCAUUUUGGCUCCGGAGGGCAGGCACACCAUCGUGCCAAACGCUGACGGGGCUUCUGCAAAGCUUCCAGGGUGGCCACGAUCACCUGACAGGUGAACUCAGCCCUGCCGAGAUGUUUGCAGUAUGGAUUACUACUCUUUUUCUUCUUGAUGCAGCCAGAGGAAGACAAGUUUGCUACAAAAGGCUUGGAUGCUUUACGGAUGAUCCUCCUUGGUCUGGGAUUCCAGAAAGACGGCUGGCAGGCUUGCCUAGCCCUCCCGAGGCUGUGAAUACCAAUUUCCUCCUUUUCACAAGAGACAACAUCAUGAGAUACCAAAAAAUUUCUGCUACAGAUCCUUCAACUAUUAAAACUUCAAAUUUUCAAGCACACAGGAAAACUCGUUUCGUUAUCCAUGGCCAUCUGGCUGGAGCAGACCUCUCCUGGAUAACAGAAAUGUGCAGGUCCAUGUUUCACGUUGAAGAUGUGAACUGCAUCUUGACUGACUGGAGAGGCGGCUCUAGCGGCUUGUACACCGAAGCAGUUAACAACGUCCGCGUGGUGGGGGCUGAGCUCACAUACUUGGUGAACCUUCUUGAGAAGGAAUAUGGCUACUCUCCUGCCAAGAUUCAUUUGAUUGGCCAUAGUCUCGGAGCACAUGCUGCAGGGGAGGCCGGGAGAAGGAAACCUGGCAUUGGACGAAUAACAGGUUUGGAUCCAGCUGGGCCUCUUUUCCAGAAUACACCAGACAUGGUUAGGCUGGACCCUUCAGAUGCGAAUUUCGUUGAUAUAAUUCACACUCAUGCUGGUCAUCUGUUCUUUGACUUUGCUCCAGGGAUUCUUCAGAAUUGUGGACACCUGGAUUUUUAUCCAAAUGGUGGGAGGAAAAUGCCUGGAUGCGAGGAACUUCGUGCACCUCCUGCAACUCGAAGUGUCAAUGAUGUUAUGAGAGAAUAUAAGUCUAUUGGAUGUGGACAUAAAAGAAGCCUCCAGUAUUACGCUGAAAGCAUUAUCACUCCAGAUGGAUUUGUUGGCUAUCAGUGUGAAACCUAUCAAGAUUUUGCAUCAGGAGACUGCUUCCCAUGUCCCAGAGAAGGAUGCCCACUGAUGGGUCAUUAUGCUGAUCAGUUUUCAUCCAAAACUGGGAAAGAACAGCAAAAGGUUUUUUUAAAUACAGGGCCCCUCCCUCCUUAUGCUCGCUGGAGAAAAGAGAUACAUGUCAGAGUAUCUGCAACAAAAGCCCUGAAAGGAAAGAUAGAUGUGGCCUUGACUGGAAAUAAUGGGAUCAAGAGAAAAUACACAGUCGUCGAGGGAACUUUCGAACCAGGCAGCACGUAUCUGAACUACAUUGAUACAGAAAUUUCGGGGAACACUUCACAAGUCGAGUUCCUCUGGGAAAAGCAGCCAGGUCAUUUACAUGGAGGCUGUAUGGGAGCUGAACAAGUCACAGUAGUAUCUGGGGAAGAUGGAAAUGUGUCUACAUUUUGUGGCCGUGGAACUGUGCGGUCAGGCCGAAGGCAAACGCUGACGCCCUGCUAA